Messenger RNA from Nannospalax galili (Upper Galilee mountains blind mole rat), 1895 nucleotides. RefSeq names its product CWC27 spliceosome associated cyclophilin (gene Cwc27). Bases 229 to 1641 code for a protein of 470 amino acids. Gene Ontology annotation, biological process: protein peptidyl-prolyl isomerization; protein folding. NCBI's taxonomy places the organism in Eukaryota, Metazoa, Chordata, Mammalia, Rodentia, Spalacidae. Gene Ontology annotation, cellular component: catalytic step 2 spliceosome. Gene Ontology annotation, molecular function: peptidyl-prolyl cis-trans isomerase activity. The record is from RefSeq and is a predicted model, not a curated record. The transcript is spliced from 14 exons.
CUCGGGGUUAGCGGUGCUCGGGUCCAGGAACAACAUGGCGGCGUCCGUGAGGGCUAGUCUUGGAAUUAGACAUUUGUUGGUGUGGUUGUUUUGCAGGACACUAAGCAAGUGAAGUUUCCCCCGACUACUCAGGUUAAGAAAUUGUGUACCUACAAGCGGACACCUUCAGUGGUCGGCUGUUCGCUCGCAUCCCGCCCCCAAGGAGCAGAGUCCGGAAAAGUGACCAGGAUGAGCAAUAUCUACAUACAGGAGCCGCCUACGAAUGGGAAGGUUUUAUUGAAGACUACAGCUGGAGAUAUUGACAUAGAGUUGUGGUCAAAAGAAGCUCCUAAAGCUUGCAGAAAUUUCAUUCAGCUUUGCUUGGAAGCCUACUAUGACAACACCAUUUUUCACAGAGUUGUACCUGGUUUCAUAGUCCAAGGUGGUGAUCCCACUGGCACAGGAACUGGUGGAGAAUCAAUCUUUGGAGCUCCAUUCAAGGAUGAAUUUCACUCACGGUUGCGUUUUAAUCGGAGAGGACUGGUUGCCAUGGCAAAUGCUGGUCCACAUGAUAAUGGCAGCCAGUUUUUCUUUACACUGGGUCGAGCAGAUGAACUUAACAAUAAACACACCAUCUUUGGAAAGGUUACAGGGGAUACAGUAUACAACAUGCUGCGGCUGACAGAAGUGGACAUUGAUGGUGAAGAAAGACCCCGCAACCCACAUAAGAUCAAAAGCUCUGAGGUUUUGUUUAAUCCUUUUGAUGACAUCAUUCCAAGAGAAAUUAAAAAGCUCAAAAAAGAGAAACCAGAGGAAGAAGUCAAGAAAUUGAAACCCAAAGGCACAAAAAAUUUUAAUCUGCUUUCUUUUGGAGAAGAAGCAGAGGAAGAAGAGGAGGAAGUAAAUCGAGUUAGUCAGAGCAUGAAGGGGAAAAGCAAAAGCAGUCACGACCUGCUAAAGGAUGAUCCACAUCUGAGCUCCAUUCCAGCGGUCGAAAGUGAAAAGGAUGAUGCAACAAGAAAUUUGGAAGAUGAUGGAGAAGAUGAAGGUACAGAGCAUGAUGAGUACAGUGAUGGUGAUGAGAAGAACCUGGUGAGAGAAAGAAUUGCAAAAAAGUUAAAGAAGGAUCCAGGUGCAAAUAUGAAGUCAGCCAGAGAGGGAGAAGCAGAGAAGAAGCCAAGCCGCAGCGAAGAGCUCAGAAAAGAAGCAAGACAAUUAAAGCGGGAACUCCUGGCAGCAAAACAGAAAAAAGAAACUGCAGCAAAGACAGAGAAAGGAGAUGAAGAAGAAGAAGCUGCCCCUGAUGGUGCUGUUGCAGAAUACAGACGAGAAAAGCAAAAAUAUGAAGCUUUGAGGAAGCAACAGCCAAAGAAAGGAACUUCCCGAGAAGAUCAGACUCUUGCGCUGCUGAACCAGUUUAAGUCUAAACUCACUCAAGCUAUUACGGAAACUCCUGAAAAUGACCUUUCUGAAGCAGAAGUGGAAGAUGAUGAAGGAUGGAUGACACAUGUGCUCCAGUUCGAAGAUAAAACCAGAAAAGUGAAAGAUGCAAGCAUGCAAGACUCAGACACGUUUGAGAUCUAUGAUCCUCGGAAUCCAGUGAAUAAAAGGAGAAGGGAGGAGAGCAAAAAGCUGAUGAGAGAGAGAAAAGAACGAAGAUAAGGGAACAGUACUGAGAACGAGAGCAUGCUGGAAGUGUGCCUCCCACCAGUGGCCACUGUCCUCUACAGCGUCCUGCAGGGGGGCUGUGAAAGGUAUUUUUGAACCUGUUAUCUGGUUUUUGGAAAACAGUGAUUUUUGUUUCACAAGUUGUGGAAUGAUAUAAACAAAUGCUUUUGGUUACUGAUAAGAGUUCCCUAAUUUACCUUUUAUAUUGCUAAAUCUGAAAUAAAAUAAGUUUCCAGUUUAGAUGUUAA